AUGGUAGAAGCUUAUAAACUUGAUGAUCAAAGAAACCUACCAUAUUAUAAAAAUGAUUAUUAUUGGUUCUCUCUCCAUUUCUUGGUGUCAAGUAUUGUGGUACUGUUAGUGGUUUCAACUUUCAUAUUACCAUUAUUUGGGAUCCAAGUGAUUACAGAUGAUCGCCGAGUUAUUAUAAAUGAUUUAUUACCUGAAAGGAAGACUAUACUUUAUGCACAAAGUUUCUUCUUAAUGGGGAUGUUGUUCACAUACAUUGGAUUGCUGUUUUAUAAUGAAGAUGUGUUAAGAGCACCGUUGAAUGAUUUAAGGACAAUAAUUGAUACAAAAGGUAAGAUAGCCAUUAUAGAUGAUAAGAAAGAGUUCUUGAGCGAGUAUGCAUCAAAGGAAUCCAGUGGUAUUAUAGAUCUACCAAUUAUGGAUGUAUGUGAAGUGUUAUAUAGAUACAGGGAAGAAGAUGGCGAAAAAGAAAACUAA
Molecule: messenger RNA, 474 nt
Organism: Naumovozyma dairenensis CBS 421
Lineage: Eukaryota; Fungi; Ascomycota; Saccharomycetes; Saccharomycetales; Saccharomycetaceae
Gene: GPI19
Product: phosphatidylinositol N-acetylglucosaminyltransferase GPI19
Exons: 1
Coding region: 1-474 (157 amino acids)
Source: RefSeq, a predicted model, not a curated record